AUGGAAAAAACUUUACAAAAUUCGUCGGCGCUCGUUGAUAAACAUACGUUAUCGAAAAUAAACAGCAAGCUACCUUUGACCCCUUCAUUGAACCGACGGCAUAAAUCAGCGAACGAACUUCAUUAUAUUGAUAUUGAUAGUGAUAGCGAUAGUGAUUAUGAUGAUGAAAAACUAAGAAAUAAAACGAAACCGAAUAUUGUGACGAAUUUACCUCAAAAUAAUACAAAUUCAUUAAUUGCUAUCAAUUUUAUCGGUGACUGUGGUAGUAAUCAUCAUCGUAAACGUUCGUAUAGUCGAUGUCGUUAUCAUAAAACGAAUGAAGAAAAGAGAAAUUUAGCAUUUGCUUCUGUAAAUCGAGCAUCAUCAUCUUGUCGUUAUUGUCGUUUAUCAACAAGUAGCAGCAGCAGCAGUGAUAAAGAGAGUCCAAAUGAACCAUAUUCAAUUUAUAAUUCAUCAUCGAAUCAGUUGCGAGGGAAUUUUUUUGCAUCAAAUAUUUCUGAAAUUGAUGCUUCUGUGAAUAAGUCGAAAAAAAAAUCUGCAAAGCUUAAAGGAACUAUAGCAAAGAAAGCGGAACGAAGAGCAGCUGUAUAUUCGAAAUCGAAAAAACUUAGCCAGGCUAAAUCAGAUUUUCGGUUAAAUACGAUUGAUGACGAAGCAACUGGUAAUUGUUGUGUUAAGCGUUCGUUAUCAGUGAAAGAUUUGAAUGGCGUAAUGGUUGAUUUUCGAAGCAUUGAUUCUGUACAAAAAUGGACAUCAGAAAUUUUAGCUGAAAUUGAUUCAAUACCAUCGAGUAGUUUUAAUUUGAAUACAUUGAUAAACUCGAAUGAACAAAAUCAAAUUCAAUUAAAUCAUGAAAAAUUUAUGAAAAAUUGCAACAAUUUUGAUGAAUUAGCGAUUAAAAAACGGAUUAACAAUGGAAUGCAAUCAUCAAUUUUAUCAAAAUACGAUCAUUUUAAUUCAGCAAAAAAUUUUCAAGCGGAAAAAUUAUCAUCACCAUAUUUUAAAAAAUCACAACAAUCGCCAAUUUUGAAAUAUCAAAAAGAAAAACUUAACGACUUAGUAGUACCACAGCCAUUGAAUGUUAGCAAUAUAGAUUCGGAUGCAAGCAGUUCAUCGCGCACAUUAACUCCAACACCAACUACAGAAAUGUGGUAUGUCACUAGCGAAUCGGAAAGCGAGAAUUAUAAUGAAUCGGUUUUAUUCAAUAAACCACGAAUUACUCUUCGAAAUGGUGAACGACAACAAUCUAAGGAAAAACAACUUUCAAGCAAUAAUCAAAUAUCGUUUCGCAAAUUAAUCAGUGAUAACAAAUUAUCAUCAGUUUCGAAAAUAUGCAAAUUUUUACCGAGGAAAUUAUCAAUAUUGGAUUCAUUUUCACGAAAUUCUCGAAAUGAUACAUUAAAAGCACAAAAAAUGAAUAAAAAUAAUAAUAGCGAUACAAAUCGCUUUACAAAAGAAGAGAAUGCAAAUGAAAGAUUAGUGGUGGAAACAAAAUGCAAUAAAGUGCCAUUAUCACGAAAAAUCAAGCUGAAGAAAAUUGGGUAA
Dracunculus medinensis (Guinea worm) is the source of this 1545-nucleotide messenger RNA. NCBI's taxonomy places the organism in Eukaryota, Metazoa, Nematoda, Chromadorea, Rhabditida, Dracunculidae. The record is from the annotation of a GenBank genome assembly.